Molecule: messenger RNA, 585 nt
Organism: Aethina tumida (small hive beetle)
Lineage: Eukaryota; Metazoa; Arthropoda; Insecta; Coleoptera; Nitidulidae
Exons: 4
Coding region: 47-532 (161 amino acids)
Source: RefSeq, a predicted model, not a curated record
CACCGGUUAACAUAUCUGUCAGUCAUCAUUCACAAAAUUUUUAAACAUGAUUACGGCGUCAUUAGGUCAAGACAUACAUUUUGAAAAUUUAAAAAAUCUCUUGGAUUCGUGGUCACAAAAAGUAAAUCAAUGGAAAAAAAUUCUAAAAAUAAGAAGUCAAGAAUUAUAUUCGGUGCAAGCAGCUUCGAACUCGGAUUUUAAGCUCAAUACGAUCAAUGUUUACAAGUUUCAACAUCAUCUGCUCAUAGCAGAUAUAGAAUAUUUAUUGGAUGUAUAUACGAAAAUAGAGGAGUCAAUUACAAACAUUGACGAAGAAAUUACUGGAAAUACCGGUCGAAGAGUUUGUUUGGAACUUUAUCGAAAAAAAGCGCAUGACACGUUAAAUAAAAUUAACAGAGCAUCAGGAGAAACAUUAUCGCUUAAUGUUGUUAGUGACAAUUUAUUGAGCUACAUAUCUCUACUAGAAAUGAUCCUUCAACGUACUAUUUUAAUUAAAAAAAGUUUGUCAGCAAUUGAAAAAGUUUGGUUGUAACUAAUAUUUUUAUACCUGUUUUGAACGAGUACAAAUAAAUAAAUAUCCAUGUU